Molecule: messenger RNA, 3189 nt
Organism: Aspergillus nidulans FGSC A4
Lineage: Eukaryota; Fungi; Ascomycota; Eurotiomycetes; Eurotiales; Aspergillaceae
Gene: pmr1
Product: Ca(2+)/Mn(2+)-transporting P-type ATPase PMR1
Exons: 3
Coding region: 1-3189 (1062 amino acids)
Biological process (GO): calcium ion transport
Cellular component (GO): Golgi membrane; membrane
Molecular function (GO): ATP binding; nucleotide binding; P-type calcium transporter activity
Source: RefSeq, a predicted model, not a curated record
AUGUCAAGGUCCGCUACGCCUGCGCUACCUUUCCAUAAUGGGCAGGCUACUGGCUCCAUAUCCCCAUUGGCAGCGCCCGCAGGAGGGCGAUCCAAUGCUGCACCCUCAGUGUCGACCUCUACAUACUCGCAGUUAAGCCCUCAGGAAACCGCAGACCGUCUGCAAACCUCCCUCACCCAUGGCCUCACUCCGGCAGAGGCGGAGAUACGAUAUAUACGAGAUGGCCCGAAUGAAUUACCUCACGAAGAACCGGAACCUUUAUGGCUUCGAUUCCUCAAACAGUUCAAGGAAACGUUAAUACUCCUCCUUCUCGCGUCUGCGGCGGUAUCCUUCUUUAUGGGAAACCUGGACGAUGCGGUUAGCAUUACUCUCGCUGUCACGAUUGUGGUUACGGUUGGGUUUGUUCAGGAAUAUCGGUCAGAAAAGUCCUUGGAGGCUCUCAACCGCCUGGUCCCGCACCAUGCACACUUGAUACGCGACGUGCCCUCGAACUCUCCCCCGAUAGUGCACCCUACUACGGCGAUUCCAGAUGAUGAAUUCGAGUUGCGGGAGUUGCGCAGCAAGAGUCCGAGCUCGGGUUCGGUUUCCGCAGCCGUCAAAGCAUCCACUACAGUGCCUGCCGCAGAACUGGUACCGGGAGAUCUGGUUUUGUUCACAGUUGGAGACCGGAUCCCAGCUGACAUACGGAUUACCGCUGCCACGGACCUCACUCUUGACGAGUCUAAUCUAACAGGCGAAAAUGAACCAGUUGUCAAGUACCCUGACGCGAUUUGCAACCAGAAGAACAUUCCAACCUCUAAGAUUGUGACCCCGCCCCGGUCGCCAUUUUACGACGCACCGGCGAGCGGCACUGUCGGUGCAGAUUUACGUUUGAACGAGCAGCACAACAUUGCUUUUAUGGGGACACUGGUUCGGUCCGGAUAUGGCCAGGGAAUCGUCAUAGGCACCGGUGCUAAAACGGAGUUUGGCAGCAUCUCUGCCUCACUUCAAGAAAUUGAGAGCCCACGCACGCCGUUGCAGCUGUCUAUGGAUCGCCUAGGCCAAGAACUAAGUUAUAUCUCGUUUGGAGUUAUUGCCUUGAUUGUCGUUGUAGGCUUGAUCCAAGGUCGAAAGCUCCUGGACAUGUUCACCAUCGGCGUCUCGCUCGCGGUUGCCGCUAUUCCGGAAGGUCUUCCAAUUAUCGUCACUGUUACCCUCGCACUUGGUGUACUGCGCAUGGCAUCCCGAGGAGCAAUUAUGCGACGACUCCCGAGUGUUGAGACUCUGGGUUCGGUGAACGUUGUCUGCAGCGAUAAGACCGGAACGCUCACACUCAACCACAUGACUGUAACAAAAAUGUGGCAUUUCGACUGCGCUGAGCCCUUUGAGGUACACCACGACAUUGCGUCACUAACCCCGGGGCCAGCAGCUCGCACCGUUCUCCGGAUUGGCAACAUCGCGAACAAUGCCCGGCUGUCACGCGUACAUGCGAACUCCCCUGCUAGCGCGUCGUCUGCUGCGGUGCUGUCUUCUACCGACGAUGACGCGUCAGGGUCGAUGAAGAGCAGAUGGGUCGGUCAGCCCACUGACGUCGCCAUCUUAGAUCUGCUUGAUGCUUUUGGGGAGGACGACGUGCGGGACCGCAUAAGUGCCCGGGUUGCAGAAACUCCCUUCAGUUCUGAGCGCAAAUGGAUGGGCGUAGUUAUUGGCAGUGGUGUUCCUGGCGAUUCAACUGCUCCAAUAGGUGGACCUAGCAUGGCCUACAUCAAAGGCGCCUUGGAACAGGUGCUGGCGCGUUGUGAUACUUACCUUACCAAGGAUGGCCAGGAGGUUAUAUUGGACGAGCGUCGGCGGCAGGUCGUGCGACAGGCUGCGGAACAAAUGGCAUCAGAAGGACUUAGGGUCCUGUCUUUUGCUAGUGGUGCAGUAAGAGAGUCUAGAGGAAGGGCACUCGGUAGUAGAUCCGGUACGCCUUCUUCGAAGGUUAGCUCCGGCGAUGAGGACGAUCGCUACAGCGGCUUGGUCUUUGCAGGGUUGGUAGGCAUGAACGACCCUCCUCGCAAGGACGUGCACAAGGCAAUCCGCCGCCUGAUGGCCGGCGGCGUACGGGUUAUCAUGAUUACGGGCGAUGCCGAAACCACGGCUGUUGCCAUUGCGAAGAAGCUCGGGAUGCCUAUCGUGGAGACUCCUGGAGUACGAAAUGUCCUCUGCGGGCAGGAAAUUGACCGCAUGGGCACAUCUGAAUUAUCUCAGGCGUUAUCGUCAGUCUCGAUAUUUGCUCGCACAAGUCCCGACCAUAAAAUGAAGAUUGUGCGUGCCUUGCAGUCCCGCGGUGAUGUCGUCGCGAUGACAGGAGACGGCGUGAACGAUGCACCCGCAUUGAAGAAGGCCGACAUUGGAAUCGCAAUGGGCAAGCUUGGCACGGACGUUGCCAAAGAAGCAGCCGACAUGAUUCUCACGGACGACGAUUUUUCGACCAUCCUGCGAGCCAUCGAGCAGGGCAAAGGAAUCUUCUACAACAUCCAGAACUUUAUCACGUUCCAACUCAGUACCAGUGUUGCCGCUCUGAGUCUAGUUUUGCUGAGCACCAUGUUCGGAUUCAAGAACCCGCUAAACGCGAUGCAGAUUCUGUGGAUUAAUAUCCUCAUGGAUGGUCCGCCGGCGCAGUCCCUCGGAGUAGAGCCAGUAGACCCUUCGAUCAUGGGCCGGCCUCCCCGACCCAAGAGCGCUCGAGUGCUCACGAAACCGCUUAUCCAACGGGUCCUCACCUCAGCGUUUAUGAUUAUGAUGGGCACUUUGGCCAUAUACAUCUAUGAGAUGGGCGAUGAUGACGACGUACUGACGGGAAAGCGCUCCCGAGUAGUGACGGCCCACGACACCACCAUGACAUUCACGUGCUUCGUCCUGUUCGACAUGUUCAACGCAUUGACAUGUCGCAGCGAAGGCAAAUCCGUUCUUCGGGGCGAGAUCUCUCUUUUUGGGAACAAGAUGUUCAACUAUGCCGUGCUGGGCUCGCUUGCCGGCCAGGCUUGUGUCAUUUACCUACCGUUCUUGCAGCGGGUGUUCCAAACGGAACCACUAAACGCAGCGCACCUGUUCAAGCUGGUGUGCAUUGCCAGCACGGUGUUUUGGGUUGACGAGGGGAGGAAGUACUACCAAUCGCUGCAGCGACGGCGGGCAGUUGGGGUAGGAUAUAGCGUGAAUGUGUAA